Molecule: messenger RNA, 1317 nt
Organism: Centruroides sculpturatus (bark scorpion)
Lineage: Eukaryota; Metazoa; Arthropoda; Arachnida; Scorpiones; Buthidae
Product: putative phosphoenolpyruvate synthase
Exons: 5
Coding region: 877-1317 (146 amino acids)
Biological process (GO): phosphorylation
Molecular function (GO): transferase activity, transferring phosphorus-containing groups
Source: RefSeq, a predicted model, not a curated record
UAGCAAUAUUUGCAGGAUAUAAUUAUUCACUUUUAUUAUAAAAGUACAAAUGUUUUUGUUUUUGGUUUGAAUACGGUAAAGUGACACUUCGCCGUUUUUCAUAGAAGGAUGUGUCCUAGAGGAAUUUCUAUGGAAAUGUGGACAAUUGUAGGUGUUAGACACGUGCUAUGAAUCGUUGAGAAUUUUGCGUGGCCGACACAUAGGCUAAGUGCAAAUCCUUGACAAACUACCAGUGUUCAGUGGUUAUAAUCACUUGGCUACUGGUGGUCUUGAAGACAUAAAGUCCCAAAACAUGUUCUGUAAUAAAUAUUAUAUAAAUAUAUUAUUUGUUUUAACUAUCGGUAACGGAAGAUCAAGAGUUUCAAAUCAGAAAAACUUGAAAAUUCUAUUUCUACAUAAAGUCACUCCAUCUGACAUUUUAUAAAAAUAUAUAGACUGUGUGUGAGUUCUUGCAAAACCAGUAACGAGCACUUUUUUAUGAGUUUGGCAUGGUUAAAAUGGAGAGAAAACCCUAGUACUACAUAUGUGGAACAUGACAAAUUUUUCAGGUUUUCAACCCGGGAUCAAGCUCUGGUCUGUCAAAGCAGCAAUCUUAACUGGAUCCCAUACAAUAAAGGCAUCAUUAUUUCGGUCUAUGUGCUUAAAUAGAGCCUGUAUUCUUGCUCAUUGAGAGUAUAGAGAAAUUAACAAUGGAAACGGUUUCUGGGCAAAUUACCCCUGAAAAUUUCUUAGUUGCGAUGUACUCUCGAACACGGUCGCUUAUGGUGACAAGCUGAAAGCGGUUUAUUAUGAAGAUUUUUUAAUAUAAUCCAAUUUUUCUGUUUACAGUCGCUUCUAAUCAAAGUAAUCAAUUCGUUUCGAGAAACAUUUUAUUAUAUGGGACAAGUGAUGGUAGAGGAAGGAAGGUUAUUUGACAAAGAACACAUAUUUUUUCUGACACUGGAUGAACUAGAUAUGUUAAUAAAUACGAGAUCUGCAAGAAUAUUGCACAAAGCAGUAGCCCCUCAUAAAAUCUACUACGAACUUGACUCUCUGAAACUUCCUGAAAUUCAGUUUGGUAUUUCCAAUUCUUAUCGUAACAAAGCAGUAAUUGAAAAUAAUGGAAAUCGAGCAUCCGUAAUAAUGAAAGGAACUCCUGUUAGUCAAGGAAUAGUUAAAGGAAAAGCCAGAGUUAUGCUUAAUAUAAAAGAAGCCGAUUCUAUUUGUCAAGGAGAAAUACUAAUAACGUACAGUACUGAUAUCGGAUGGAGUCCUUAUUUUCCUCUUAUAUCUGGUCUAGUUACAGAACUUGGCGGAUUAAUAUCACAUGGUAAUUAG